AUGGGGAAACGGGAACGAGUGGCUUCGGAAUCAGAUGCCAGCCCGUCUGUAGUGAUUUCAAAUGGCGACUUGGAAGCUACAAGGCGGAGGACGGUUACAUAUGGCUUGCAGCCCCCGCCGCGGGCUCGAAUGACACCUUGGACCGAGUUGGGAACGGAUGAGCCCCCGAGUGAUGAUGAUGAUGAUGAGCGGCCUCCACUCCGGAUGUACGCACUUCCCCAUGCUAGUGCAAGCACGGGAACAGCUGGAAGCUUUGGCGUGCGAGCUCCUAGUGCCGCAUCUAAUCAUGACGAAGGUCAUCUCAAUGGACAUAUCGCGGAUCGAGUUAGUGAGCGCAGCGUUUCAACGGGACGGUCAAGGGCGUCCAGUGUUGGGAAUGGGGCUUCUACCUCACGGCAAAAUAGUGGGAGGGGUCGGAGGUGGUCAACUCUACCUAGGAGAUUGACACCACCAGAUAAUAUACCGCCUGCGACACCAUCGCGAAGUAUUCCCCACCCAUAUGCCGCUGCUUCGUCGUCGCCUUCGUCAAAUGAACGCUCUGCUAGUCGGGCCAGUGCACACUCGUUCGGUUCAAAUGGCACAGGAAAGCUCAACGCAACGGGAUGGACUCGCGGAAAGCGGGCAUCAGGAAUGAGUUUUCAAAGUGUUGCGACGAGCAUCAGUGAAACCUCGAGUGCAAAUGCGAGUGUUGGGAGUUUGGCAAUGACGGGAAGUGGUAGGGUUCGCACAUCGAUGCCUCCUCCUCCUAGACCGGCACCGACUACGGCUUUGCCUCCAGCGCCCAGUCCUUCAGGGAGCCCUAAUACCCAAACAUCUUUCAGAGAGUCAAGAGCAUCAUCAGUGUCUUUCCGAGAACCUGUUGAAACUCAAAACGCGUCUUCGAGUAAAUCAUCGUUCAGGGAGUCAAUGGGACUAGGACAACGCGCCUUGAGACUCUCGUUGAUGGCCCCACGACCUCCUCCAUCAGGUGUACUACCUCCCAGGCCAGAUGAACCUCCAGCAGCAGCGCCAACACCAGCAGCCCCAACGCAAGAACCACCGAUCAAAUCUGUCUUCCAGCAUCGCCGAAGCAAUAGUGCUAAUGCAACACCGAGUCCAAGUAGCAGCAUACGCAAUAGUUUUCUUGGUGCCAAGGCGAGAAUCGGGCUUGGAUUAGAUUCCAUUCCGGGAUCACCCGCUUUACCGCCACCACGUGGUCCACUUCCCCCCGUUCCUGCUGCUUCAGCUAGACACACAUCCCUCAAGCUCAAACAGCGGCUUCGGAUACUCAGUGCCCCACCAGCGCCUCAUCCACAGCCUCCUCAGUCUCGAGCCCGACCGACAAGUGCUGAAACUAUCGCGGUCCCAAUUGCCCCUCAAGCCACUCUCGCGAGUUUUUUGAGCAUCUCCGCGUCUACUCCGUCGACACCAGUCACUUCUACGCCGAUUCUCUUGCCAAAUGGGUCGUACGGGACACCUCCACUGGGAACACCCAUCAGCGAAAAAAUCAUUCACUUCAAUGAUGCCAGUUUCUUGCAGAUGUCAGCCUCGAACGCGUCGACGCCUGUCAUUUCGCCGAUGCCAGCUCCAGCAGCCCUCGAAAACAUGAGUAUCAAUGAGCAGGACGAGCCAACCCAGCUCGUCUCGCUUUUGCCUCCUCCUCGUCGCGGGUCUCGCCAAAUUUCGGUCAAAGACCUGGAGCCACGCACACCCACGCCAGACCAAGAAGAAGAAGAAGAGGCUGAGGAGCGCCGUGACUUGGAGGCUGAGGGUGCUGGGCCUGGGCCUGGCAAACUCUUCUCGCUCUCCCGACAUGGCUCUGUGAUUUCCUUGCUGCUGACUACCCCCACUAACCCACCUAUGUAA
Messenger RNA from Mycena indigotica, 1845 nucleotides. RefSeq lists its product as uncharacterized. Bases 1 to 1845 code for a protein of 614 amino acids. The record is from RefSeq and is a predicted model, not a curated record. The transcript has a single exon. Lineage: Eukaryota; Fungi; Basidiomycota; Agaricomycetes; Agaricales; Mycenaceae.